Camelina sativa (false flax) is the source of this 1004-nucleotide messenger RNA. RefSeq lists its product as uncharacterized. Lineage: Eukaryota; Viridiplantae; Streptophyta; Magnoliopsida; Brassicales; Brassicaceae. The record is from RefSeq and is a predicted model, not a curated record. Gene Ontology annotation, molecular function: protein binding.
UCUUCUUUUCUCUACUCGCUUCAGAUUCAAUAAUGUGUUCAAACGUAUCGUCAACAACCAUGCAGAGCUGGAGAGAACGUAGUCCUUCUUCCUACUCACUGAAGAUCCAAAAUUUCUCCCAACUCGAGAACUCAACUCUCUCCUCUAAAUCUAAUGAAAAAUAUCAAUCCCGUCUUUUCUCCUCUGGUGGAUACAAUUGGUCAAUGAUCAUAUAUCCUAAAGGGAACGACAAGGACAACGGUAGUGGGUUUUUAUCAAUGUAUGUGGAAAUAGAUAGCACAAGCCUCAUGUCCAAACCCCAAACUGAGGUGUUUGCAGAUGUCCGUUUUUUCGUCUUCAACAAAAACGUAAACAAGUACAUUACUAUUCAAGAUGUAGAAUCAAAGCGGUUCAAUACACUUAAAACGGUGUGGGGUUUGCCGCAAGUGCUACCGCUUGAUACAUUCAGUGACCCUAAUAAUGGAUAUGUCUUUGAAGGAGAUCAAUGCGAGUUUGGUGUUGAUGUCAUUGUUGCUCCACCCCCUGCCAAUUGGGAUAUCCUAUCUUUUAAUGAAAAAUUCCCUUGUCCUAAGUUCCAUUGGAUUCUUAAGAAUUUCUCCGAGCUGAAAGAACUUGUUUAUACAUCAAGCAUUUUACCAGUGGGAGGAAGGAAAUGGUUUUUAAGUUUGUAUCCCAAUGGCGAAAGUGCAAAAACAGAUGGCGAAAGUGCAAAAGUAGAUGACGAAAGGGUAUCCAUUUAUCUGAUUUUGGCUGACAAUGAAACACUAAGAGAAGAUGAGAAGGUUUUUGCACAAGCUCAACUACGACUUCUAGACCCAUUUGGGCACGAUCACGUCACAGUGGAACUUAAGGAUUGGCACAUCAAAUCAAAUCCAGGGUGGGGGCACCGUCAUUUUAUGUCUCGAACUGAGCUUCAAAAGGCAUACUUGGGCAAGAAAGACACUUUAACUAUAGAGAUAGAAUUUGAAGUUGUUUCUGAGACAAAAUGCUCUCCUAUUAUUUAA